Molecule: messenger RNA, 1182 nt
Organism: Candidozyma auris
Lineage: Eukaryota; Fungi; Ascomycota; Pichiomycetes; Serinales; Metschnikowiaceae
Gene: DAC1
Product: Dac1p
Exons: 2
Coding region: 1-1182 (393 amino acids)
Biological process (GO): N-acetylglucosamine catabolic process
Molecular function (GO): N-acetylglucosamine-6-phosphate deacetylase activity
Source: RefSeq, a predicted model, not a curated record
AUGUUGCUACAAUUCACUAAUUGCCAUCUUUGCGACCACGGCAUCAUCACCCACAACACAGAUCUCUUCGUCGAUACUGAGACAGGCAAGAUCGUUGCCCCACCAAAGAACAAGAAGGUGCUGGUGAAGAAAGUUGACCUUGGCGGCCAUAUCUUGGCUCCUGGAUACAUCGACAUUCAAAACAACGGUAUCUAUGGUUUGAACUUCAGCAAUCUCAAGGAAGACUCUCUGGCGGAUGAGAUUGCUCGCUUCAAGGCCUUCUACAGAGAUGCCAUGGCCAAAUACAUGAGAACUGGUGUUACCUCGAUGUGCCCCACCGUGACGUCGAAUUUUCCAGGCACUUAUGAAAAGGUGUUGCCUGUUUACAAGAAAACCAGAUCGGAAAGCAUGUGUGACUCGCUAGGUGCUCACUGUGAAGGGCCCUUCAUUAGUCCCGCUAAGAAGGGAUGCCACCCAGUAGAGACCUUCACUGAUGCCACAAAAGAAGGAGGUUUGGCCAGAGUUUACGGCCAGCAGAAUUUGCUUGAGAACGUUGCCAUUGUCACGGCCGCCCCUGAGAUCCCGGGUGUGUUGGACGCUAUUCCCGAGCUCACAGAAAACGACGUCAUCUUCUCUGUUGGCCACACAUCGGCAGAUUACAAGACGAGUUUGGAAGCUGUCCACAAGGGCGCCUCCAUGAUCACACACUUAUACAACGCCAUGCCUCAGCCACAUCACAGAGACGUUGGCGUGGUUGGUCUUGUCACCUCUCCUUCCACAGGCAUGGACAGCCCUUACUUUGGCAUCAUCUGCGAUGGUGUUCAUGUCGCCCCCUCCAUGUGCGUUUUGGCCUACAGAGCCAACCCAGAUAAGUGUGUUCUCACGACAGAUGCCAUGCACUUGAUUGGAUUGCCUGAUGGCACUUAUAAGUGGGAUCAACAAAGAUCGUCAAGAAGGGUCCAAGACUUUAUCUUGAAGGCACAACGACAUUGGCAGUGGGCCAAUAUCUCCUUGGCGCAGGCUGUCAAGACCGUCACCAAUAACGCUGCUGACUCUCUUAAUGUCUCGAAUGAGAAGGGUUACUUGAAAGUUGGCUGUGAUGCCGACUUGGUCGUCUUGGACAAUGAAGGGUACAUCAAGACGGUUUACAAGUGUGGUCAGGCCGUCCCUUCCAUUGACGAACGUGUGUCUGCUUCUCUUUGA